CUCUUUUUCUCCCUCUAUCUCUCUCUCCUCUUUCCUUGAGCUCUCUCAUUAUCGAAUGCCUUUUUACCUCGUUUCAGGCCCUAAUUUAUUGCCUCAACCCAUACUUUAUCCUUCGCUUUGAGGUUUUAAUGCUUAUUUUUUGUUCAAUUUCGAUUCAGAAAAUCGAGAUUUCUGGUCGGCAAUGGAGGUAUUGAAGGAUGAUUUGUCCAAUUUGGAGAUUGGGAAUUCAGCCGAGUCGUUCCAGAAAUUUUUGGACUCUCAAAAGGAUCUCUUUCGCUCCCAGGUCGAUCAGCUGCAGAGAAUUGUCGUCACGCAAUGUAAACUCACUGGCGUCAACCCGCUCUCUCAAGAGAUGGCUGCUGGUGCUUUGUCAAUUACAAUUGGAAAAAGACCCCGUGACCUGCUCAAUCCCAAGGCUGUAAAGUAUAUGCAGACUGUUUUUUCUAUUAAAGAUGCACUUAGUAAGAAAGAAUCCCGAGAAAUCAGUGCCUUAUUUGGUGUCAAAGUAGCACAGGUCCGUGAUUUUUUUAAUAGCCAACGCUCAAGGGUGAGGAAACUAGUCCGUUUGUCGCGGGAAAAAUCCAUCCAAUCUAGUUCUUGCAAACAACUUGAAGCUGGAAGGAUUGCAAUAGACAAUGACCCCAGUAUGCCAAUUGAUGCAGUUCCCUUGAACUCUGCUGCAGUGGUUCCUUUUAACUCUGAUGCACCAAUUCAAUUGAACUCUGAAGCUCCAGUUCCUUUAAAUAUUGAUACACCAGUUCCCUUAAACACUAUCAAACCAAGUAAUGUUGAUAAUGGACCGUCCUGUUCAACACAGGAUAGUGAACUUUCUGGCAUAGAUGGUAUAGAUAAGCAUUUUGUUCAAACUAUAUUUAGUAUGAUGCAGAAAGAAGAAACAUUUUCGGGUCAGGUUAAAUUGAUGGAAUGGAUCUUGCAGAUACAAAAUUCUUCAGUACUAUGUUGGUUCUUGACUAAAGGUGGUGCAAUUAUUUUAGCAACUUGGUUAAGUCAAGCUGCUGCUGAAGAACAAACAAGUCUCCUUCACGUAAUCCUUGAGGUUUUUUGUCAUUUGCCUUUACACAAGGCUCUUCCUGUACAUAUAUCAGCGAUACUUCAAAGUGUUAACAACUUGCGAUUUUACAGAACUUCAGACAUAUCAAACAGGGCAAGGUUUUUAUUGUCAAGAUGGAGCAAAUUGUUGACAAGAUCUCAAGCAUUAAAGAAACCCAAUGGCAUGAAACUUCUGACCAAUUCACAAACAGAUAUGAUUCUGAAACAGAGUAUUGGAGACAUUAUGUAUGACGAAUCAUGGAAGUCGAAUAUUGAUGUACCCGAAAAUUUUUCCUCUUCAAUUGUAAAUGUGGAUAACACGAGGAAAUUGGAACCUCGCCAAGCGUUGAAACUGUUGCCGGCCUCUUCGGAUGAUUUGCAUCGCAAGAAUGUCCUCGGUUUAUCUUCAUCCAGAUUCAGAGAACGUAGAAAAAUUCAGAUGGUAGAACAGCCUGAGCAGAAAAGUACUGCCAGAAAUUCGCAGGCUCCAAGAACUUCUCCUGUGAGUCGAGGUCGGCCAAUGUCUACUGAUGAUAUUCAGAAAGCAAAAAUGCGAGCACAAUUCAUGCAGAGCAAGUAUGGGAAGACCGGUUCAUCUAAUGGACGUAUGAAGUCUGAGAAUGUAAAUAAACCAUUACCUUUAGUUUCCGGUGCAUUGUCUCCAGCACCUAAAACUUCCCUUCACCCCAAAUUUGAGGACCAGAAAAAAGCUAUGGUGCUGUCUCCAAAAAUCAGUAAUAAGGUUGAAACCCCGCUUCAUUCAAAGAUUGAAGUGGGCUUCAAGGAUUCGCUCGGGGAAAAAUGUAAGAGGGUUCAGAUCCAAUGGCGGAUGCCACCAGAAAUGAAACACAAUGAUCUCUGGCGGGUAGGCGGUGGCGAGAACAGUAAAGAAGCUGGAUUCCAAAACAUUAGGAACUCUAGAGAAAAGGAGACUUUCUACCAGACCAUCCUUGACAUACCAUCAAAUCCCAAGGAGCCAUGGGACCUUGAAAUGGACUAUGAUGACUCUUUGACUCCUGAAGUUCUAACUGAGCAAUUACCUGAUAAUGAAAGCUCAGAAACAGAAGUUCGUAAUCAUGUGGUGGAUGCUGCUGUUCCAUCAGAGGUGAUCUCAUCUCAAGAUCCCAAGUCCAAUGCAGAUGAACCAGAUCUCGAGUUGCUCGCUGUACUUUUGAAAAAUCCAGAAUUAGUUUAUGCUCUCACUUCUAGCCAAGCUGGUAAUUUGCCUGCCGAGGAAACUGUAAAGCUGUUGGAUAUGAUUAAAGCAAGUGGAGCUAAUAAUUUGGGCAGCGUCAACAGGAUGGAAAAGGCAGUGGAGAAAGUUGAAGUCUCUCUUCCAUCUCCAACUCCUUCGAGUAACGCUGGAACGAGUGGAUGGAAACCAGCAGCCUUGAGGAAUCCUUUUUCACAGCGAGAUUCCAUUGCAGAAAGCAGAGUAGCACUCGCUUCCCCACCAGUUGAUGCAUCAAGCAUUGCAGUGUCGCGUGUUCCAAACCAACAACACGCAGCUAUGCCAUCAGUGUCCCACCAGCUUCCUGCAUCAGUUUCUCAAUUUUCACUUCCACAAACUAUGAUCAAUGGGCGUCAAUCCCAUCAUGUACUUCAUUCUCACCAGCACCAACAGGGCAUCGUAAACUCUCCGAAUGUUCAAUUACCGAACUCGGAAAUAGCCUUGGCAUUGAGGAGUUUCCCUAUCACCAAUGAGCCCCUAGUUAAUCAACUAACAGCAGCUGUCUCUUCAGUGAGAGUAGAAGGUGGGAAUGUUGUAAAACCUGUUACUUUUGCAUCAAACAUACCAGAAAGAGUACCAAUCUCAUUCCAUUCGCCUCCUUCUCCGACCCCUACACGAAUGCCACUGAUACAGCAGCAAAGGCAGCAGUCACAAAUACAGCCAUUUCGGUCUGAGCAUCCACAUCAAACUCGUGUGAAUAUUUCUUUACCACCCUCUGAGAAAUCAGCCCCUAGUUUAGGUUCUUGGAAACCAAGACAGCAGGAUAUUGGUUCACACUAUAACUCUGGAACUAACCAAAGAAGUGACAGUAAAUUUGUUGGAGGAUCCAUGGCGGCAAGAGGAGGCCCUUCAUGGGGAAGAAAUGAAUUUGAAUCAUGGAGUCCUGAGAACAGUCCAGUAAGGACUCAGGAGUAUAGCAGGCCGGACAAAAGCAUCUCAGAGCCCAGAACUAAUUCUGGACGAAGCUAUGGGCCUGCAGACCAGCAGCAGAGACAGAGGAGUCCAUAUGGAUAUCAAGAGCAAAACAGACAUGGAACCAACAACAACAGGAGGUGGCGUGAUCGGCAAUUUUGAAACUGGGAAUUAUUGUUUCAGUAGGACGAGAUUUAGCUGAAGGAGCUCACAGAUGCUUGGUUUUGGCUGUUAAAAUGGGUAUGAACAGCAUUGAAAAAAAGGUGCCUCUCAACGAGAAUGGGUUGAGAUUGCUGUUCUGUGUUCUGCAAGUUUAUAUACUUUCAAGGCUCCCCAAGUAACACAAAUUCACAAUGGCCGACCGCGACCAGGAAGAGUAUCCCUCUUCGUGUUCUUCGUGUUCUUCGGUGCUUUGGCUUUUGACCUGUAAAAUUUAGUUUUGAGGAGAUUGAGUUCGUAGGGGGAUUGGGGUAUCAUUCUUCAUAUAUCAAUUAUUACUAGUGUUCUUCUCUGUCUUUGGAAGUAUGCUCUGAUGAGAUCAUUGAUCUUCCUAUUCUCAGUCUAACUCUGAAAGAGGCUUUUCCAUUAGCUAUCCAGUAAUUUCCUGAGUUGUAACCAUCUUUAAUCAUUAUCAUAAAUUACUGAUUCUCUCAA
This is a messenger RNA of Cucurbita moschata (crookneck pumpkin), 3847 nucleotides long. RefSeq names its product homeobox protein LUMINIDEPENDENS-like. Gene Ontology annotation, cellular component: nucleus. Bases 182 to 3355 code for a protein of 1057 amino acids. Gene Ontology annotation, biological process: vegetative to reproductive phase transition of meristem. The transcript has 13 exons. Gene Ontology annotation, molecular function: DNA binding. The record is from RefSeq and is a predicted model, not a curated record. Lineage: Eukaryota; Viridiplantae; Streptophyta; Magnoliopsida; Cucurbitales; Cucurbitaceae.